Messenger RNA from Cornus florida, 2070 nucleotides. RefSeq names its product probable beta-1,3-galactosyltransferase 2. The record is from RefSeq and is a predicted model, not a curated record. Bases 482 to 1705 code for a protein of 407 amino acids. Gene Ontology annotation, molecular function: hexosyltransferase activity. The transcript has 11 exons. Gene Ontology annotation, cellular component: Golgi membrane. Lineage: Eukaryota; Viridiplantae; Streptophyta; Magnoliopsida; Cornales; Cornaceae.
UAAACAUCUAAAAGAACUGUAGAAGGGCACUUAAGACACUGUAGCGAAACUGUUACAGAGGCCAUUUUAGAGUUUACGAUUAGGACCGUUUGUUAAAUUUGGUAUAAGAACAGGGCAGUUAGUGGGUCGUCUCACUUCUGUUCGACGUCCCUUCCCUGCAAAGUGUGCUGGAGAGAGAGAGGAGAGUCUAGAGAGAGAAAUAGUGAGAGUUUUUAGAGAGAGAAAGAGGGAACAAAGCAAAGGAUAAAAGAAAGGAACAAAUUAGAAGUAAAAACAGGACACCCGUUCUCCCCUUAUAUUCUCUCUCUCCCUCAACUCUCUCUCUCUCUUCCACAAAUUUUGUUCCAGAGCUCACUUUCAAUUGAUUCUGCUUCUGAAUUCUGAGUACUUUGGCUGAUUCUGCUUCUGGGUCUCUUCAAUUUUGUUCGUUUCAGCCGUAUUGUAUAUGGGUUUUGCUUGAUAAAGAGAAUUAGAUAAGAAAAUGUCCAUGAAGAACAGAGUUGAGCAACACUCAAGAAGUGUUGUAUCGAAGAAAUGGACACUUCUUCUUUGUAUUGGCUGUUUCUGUUCUGGAAUGCUCUUCACCAACAGAAUGGGGGCAGUGCCGGUAUCUAAAGGUCUUUUGAGGACAACUGCUGUAGAAGCUGAAAGACUAAAGUUAGUUUCAGAGGGCUGUGAUCCGAAAACUUUGCAUCAGAAGGACGUAAAGCAUGAAUCUAAGGACAUUCUUGGGGAAGUUUCUAAGACUCAUCAUGCUAUCGAGACAUUGGACAAAACUAUUUCAAAUUUAGAGAUGGAAUUAGCUGCUGCAGGGGCAGCUCGGGAGUCCAUUAUCAGCGGCUCUCCUAUAUCAGAAGAAUUAAGGAAGACUAGCUCACCUGGAAAACGAAAAUAUUUUAUGGUUAUAGGAAUUAAUACUGCUUUUAGCAGCCGGAAGAGAAGAGAUUCAGUUCGUGCUACAUGGAUGCCACAAGGUGAAAAAAGAAAGAAGUUGGAGGAAGAGAAGGGCAUUAUAGUUCGCUUUGUCAUUGGUCAUAGUGCCACCGUAGGUGGUAUACUGGACAGAGCUGUUGAAGCAGAGGAUAAAAAGCAUGGAGAUUUGUUGCGGCUGGAUCAUGUUGAGGGCUACCUUGAAUUGUCUGCCAAGACGAAGACAUAUUUUGCUGCCGCUGUUGCUUUGUGGGAUGCAGAUUUCUACAUAAAAGUUGACGACGAUGUCCAUGUAAAUAUAGCAACACUUGGAGAAACUUUAGCUAGACACCGGAAAAAUCCACGUGUAUAUAUCGGAUGCAUGAAAUCUGGACCUGUCCUUUCUCAGAAGGGAGUGAGGUACCACGAACCAGAGUAUUGGAAAUUCGGGGAGGCAGGAAACAAGUACUUCCGUCAUGCUACAGGACAAUUAUAUGCCAUUUCAAAUGAUUUGGCAACUUAUAUUUCAAUAAACCAGCAUGUACUGCACAAGUAUGCUAACGAGGACGUUUCACUGGGAUCCUGGUUUAUUGGACUCAAUGUGAAGCAUAUUGAUGACCGGAGAUUAUGUUGCGGAACACCACCUGAUUGUGAGUGGAAGGCCCAGGCAGGAAACAUCUGUGUUGCUUCAUUUGAUUGGACCUGCAGCGGUAUUUGUAGGUCGGUCGAGAGGAUUAAAGAGAUCCACCGGCGGUGUGGAGAAGGUGAAAAUGCUGUGUGGACUGCUGCAUUUUGAGAAAUCAGCCAGCAGUUCUUCCCAACUCAGGAAGGAUGAUAAGUUGAUCAACUGUGCUACUUUUCUUGGUUAUAUUAGUGCUUAUAUAGAAUACAUACGAUAUCACACACGGUCUAGAGAGAGAAAGAGGGAGAGAGAGAGAGAGGAUGGUGCUUGGGCUUGCUGUUCACCAAUUUAGUAGAGAAGAGUAGGAUGAUUGCUAAAGCAGUCAGAAAGGGGAAGAGGCUCUCAACACACAUUUUUUACUGCUUGGAGGGCCCAAAUGUAACUUGUAAAGUUGUCACACUUUCAGUGGCUAUUGAGCUUAUCAUAACAAAAUACAAAAAAUCGCAAUGGCCUUAAUUUGUUGCCAUUCUCUUCCAAAA